AUGAAAACAAAUGAAAAAGAUGAAAUACUGUUGUGUAAAUUUUAAAAUGAUAUUGUUCAUAACGAAAAGUUGAUUCAAUAAAAUCAAGAAAAUUAUGUUAUUGCAAGCAUCUACCUAAGUGAACAACAAACACAAAUCCCUUCAAUUUAAGCAUCUCAAAAUGGCUUCCCAAUCACAUUAAGUUAAUAAGAAAAAAUUGAUCCUUAAUUAGGAAAUAAUAAGAAGUUCUAAGAACAAUCUUUGGUGAAUAUUGAUGAUCUAUUAUCAAAAUCUAAUUAGGUAAAAUGCAAUAUAAAAUUGCAUGAAUCAUCGUCAUUCUCUCAAAUAUUUCCUUUAAUGGAUGAUAAUUUGACUUGCACGUCUCAAAACUCGUCUUUUAUAUCAUUAGAAAAACAAAAAUGGUCAAUUCAAACAAGUAAAAAAAUCAAGAAGCAAAAGAACAGUAAUAUUAGAGGUGCUAAAACUUAGGUCAGUAAAAAAUAGAUUACUGAAAAAUGCAAAACUCAAAGAAGAACAGAAAAAGUAGUAACUUAGCAAAUAUCUAUUUAAAAUGAUCAACAAGAAUUAGUUUAGGUUCCAUCAACGGGAGCUAUCAUUCACCAAGAAGCUAUUUUGAAUGAAGCUACACUCUAAUUAUAAAAUUAAUAUUAUAUGCAUAACUUAAUUGGAUAUUUGAAGGGAACAAUGAAAGAUCCUUUUAUGGCAUAAAUGUACUUAAACCAUUUCUCUUAAUUAUUUGACAAUCUGCAAAAAUCAAAAUUAAUUGUAUGCCCAGCAGAAUGUACUUUGUCCGGCUAAAUUUAACCUUAAAAAAGUAUCAAAGUGUAAUUAAAUCAAGAAAUUUAGAAGACUUUGAUUAUCGAUUUAGAUGAAACUCUAGUUCAUUGUAAUGAGUUUAGUUGUUUGAAGAGUGAUUUUUUCAUUCCAGUAAUAUUUAAUGAGCAAAUCUAUCAAGUUGGAAUAAGUAUAAGGCCUUAUGCAUAAUAAUUCUUAAGGAAUAUGGCUAAGGAUUACGAAAUUAUGGUUUUCACAGCUUCAAAUCCAGAUUAUGCGAACAAGAUUAUUGACUAUUUAGAUCCACAACAUAAACUUGUAUCCUAUAGAUUGUUUCGUGAUGAUUGCAUUCAAAUAUCAAAUAAUUGCCACAUCAAAGACUUAAGAAUUCUUAACAGAAAUAUGAAAGAUAUUGUUUUGGUGGAUAACUCAGCUUACUCAUUUGCUUUUUAAGUCGAAAAUGGGAUACCAAUCAUUCCCUACUUAGAUGAUAAGAAUGACAAAGAAUUACUACAUUUGUAACAUUAUCUACAAUGUUUAAAUCAAUUUGAUGAUGUUCGUAGUUAAAACAAUAAGAUAUUUAAUUUGAAAACAGUUCAAAAUUGUGUUUCAAUUGUCGAGGCUAUAAAAGAGUUAUCAGCCUCAUUCUCUUAGUGA
Paramecium tetraurelia is the source of this 1431-nucleotide messenger RNA. RefSeq lists its product as uncharacterized. Lineage: Eukaryota; Ciliophora; Oligohymenophorea; Peniculida; Parameciidae. Gene Ontology annotation, molecular function: phosphoprotein phosphatase activity. The transcript is spliced from 7 exons. The record is from RefSeq and is a predicted model, not a curated record.